Messenger RNA from Pelagomonas calceolata, 849 nucleotides. The record is from the annotation of a GenBank genome assembly. Lineage: Eukaryota; Pelagophyceae; Pelagomonadales; Pelagomonadaceae.
AUGUCACGCCAGCCGAGGGAGCGCGUCUUCACCUUGUCUCCCGUCGAAGCUUGGCUCGCCGAACAUGAUGAGAAAGACGACGACGACGAGAGGCGCGAGCUCCUCACGGGCCUCCUGGUCAAAACGGUGUCGGCGCCGCUCAUCCGCGAACGUCAUGUAAAGCUGGCGCGACGACUCCUCGCGCGGGGCGCCGACCCGAAUCCGCUAAAGGCUAGCGGAUACGGGUCGCCCCUGCACGCGGCGGCGCGGGCGCGCGGCGCCUUCUCGCUGGACCUCGUCGAGGCGCUCCUGGCGAGUGGUGCCGCUCCGAACGCGCGGACCGCGGCGGGCGCAGGGAGCAAGACGCCGCUCAUGGUCGCCAUCGAGGCGCUGAGCCUGCGGCCCUCGCGGUUCCCGGCGCUCGCCGUGAUCCGGGCCCUGCUUCGGGGCGGUGCCCGCGUCGACCGCAUCUGCGGCUCGGAGGACGUUGAGAUGCGGAUGUGGCGCAUCGAGCGGCUCCGGCCCGAGGUCUGUGAAGAGCAGAAUUGGAUCGCCUGCCGCGACACGUUCGACUGCAUCCGGGCCGCGGGGUCGUGGAAGGCAUUCGUGCGACGACCCCACGUCGACCUGUUCGUGCUGCGGGCGCUCGUCGUCCGCGGUCGGGCAAAGACGCGCGACGCUGGUCUUCGCCGGCUCGUGACGCUGCCCAAUCCGGUGUUGUGGCGCGUGCUCAACUACUGGCGCGCCACGUCGUGAGCGCUCGCGCCGCCUCGCCGGCGCUGUCGCGUUCGCGGUCGUCGCGGUCGCAGUCACCGCGUCGACGGCCCCGACGCACGUAUCCACCCCCGAGCGAUGAUCGUACGCCGAUGA